This is a messenger RNA of Galendromus occidentalis (western predatory mite), 1250 nucleotides long. It is a transcript of the gene Ak2, whose product is annotated as Adenylate kinase 2. Gene Ontology annotation, biological process: ADP biosynthetic process. The transcript is spliced from 2 exons. Lineage: Eukaryota; Metazoa; Arthropoda; Arachnida; Mesostigmata; Phytoseiidae. Gene Ontology annotation, molecular function: AMP kinase activity; ATP binding. The record is from RefSeq and is a predicted model, not a curated record. The coding region runs from base 118 to 870 and encodes 250 amino acids.
CGUGGAUUCGUUGCAUUCGGCAGCAGGUUCCAGCUUGAGCUGUGUUUCUAAAUGAGUGCGUGUGAGUGUGUGACCGAAGCCGUACAUUAAAGUACGAUAACUGAUUACAUCCGAACGAUGGCUCCAUUGAACAACUCCGAAGUAUUGUAUGCGAACUCAUUCGAACCUCACGAGCAGUACAAGAAAGGGAUCAACGCUGUGCUGCUAGGGCCACCGGGCUCCGGCAAGGGCACUCAGGCCCCUAGAUUGAAGGAUGAGUACAAUGUGUGCCAUCUGUCCACGGGAGAUCUGCUCCGGGCCGAAGUGGCUUCGGGCUCCGAGCUAGGCAAAACUUUGAAACAAAUUAUGUCGGAGGGUAAACUCGUUGAUGACACCCUUGUGGUUUCGAUGAUUGAGAAAAAUUUAGACCGGCCCGAGUGUCUCAAUGGUUUUCUGCUCGACGGCUUCCCCCGGACUGUUGUUCAAGCUCAGAAACUCGACGAACUCUUGGAACGUCGCAAGACCCAACUGGAUUCGGUGAUCAAUUUCAGCAUCGAUGACAAUCUCCUCGUGAGGAGGAUCACUGGUCGUCUUGUUCAUCCCUCCAGCGGUCGGAGCUACCAUGAGGAGUUCGCACCUCCCAAGAUGUCGAUGAAGGAUGAUAUUACCGGCGAGCCUCUGAUCCGGCGGUCCGAUGACAACGUGGAAUCUCUGAAAACGCGAUUGGAAUCGUACCACAAUAAAACAUCUCCGCUGAUCCAGUACUAUCAGCAGCACGGGAUCCACUCGAAAAUCGAUGCGAGUCAGAAAUCUGAUAAAGUUUUCGGAGACAUCCUGAGUGCCUUCGAGAAAGCACGGAAGCGUUUCCCUACGAAGCCAUCCGAGAAUUGAAGAUUUAGUAACAAAGUUCACGGAGUGCAUGAUGCUACACGAGCGAUUUCGUUUGCGAUGGAAUGAAAUGUCUCCCUUAAAUUUCAAUUUCGCUUAUUGAACGGAGUUUGCUUCGCUGUCGGCGAGGAAGAGACGGAGAAACAACGACGCGUCGACCCUAGAGGAACCUGAGCGAAGUGUGAUAAAGAGGAAUUAAGCCUACGAACCUAAUGGAAACUGCAAUCUCACUACUGAAAGAUCCACAGUGGAAACCACCGCGCUCAAAACGCUCGAUGGAUUCGGAACGAUUCGCUUACGUGAUAAUUGAAGCUUUUUUCAAGCUAGCAAGUUCAUCAUUUCAUAUACCUAUCCACGGCCGGAAUCAAUUUGUUAUGAGCCAA